GCCCUUUAGUACGGCCGUGUGUGUCUCUUGUGGGAUAUAGAUACACACGCUUUGCUGACCAAAUGACUUAUGUUCCUAUAAUAUACUGCCUAAUUAUUACAGCAAGCUGCCUAGACUUAACGAGCUAAAAGUAUGCUGCACGAGAACAGAACCAAGGCUGCACACAGGUGGCCUGCAUCAUGCAAAGGAGGACAUGUUCCUCUGUGGAAUGCAGUAAGCAAGGACGGAGGACACCAAGACCUGGCACAGUCACAAUCCAUCAAAAGCAACAGCCCACUUUGUAGAGACAGAUGUUCGUGUGUGAUAUGUAACUGCCCUUGUUAAACUUCAAUAAAAGACAGGCAAAAGAGGAAGAGAGUCAGAGCUCACUGGUGAGAAGCAGACUGCGGAGUCUGCUUACGGAGUGAUGCUCUCCUUCUAUAGAAGCCUAUUGUAUUAAUACAUAUUUGUGUUUGUGAAGUUAUUACUAUCUAUUGCAGUGAAGAAGUCCUCACCUGGGAGUGCACCUUGGAAGCACGACAAUUGGGGGCCCGUCCGGGAUAAAAACAAAAAGAGGAUUCUUCAAAUUGGUUGGAAAAGUUCGGUCCAAGGGUGAAAGGUUGCGUUGAACAUCUGGCGCCAUAAAUAAGGUAAGCAGACCAUUAUUCUGCAUUGACUAUUCUAAAUCAAGGGUGUUCAACGUCUUAGUAACCCACAGACCGCUAAAAUUAAUUAAUUAAAUACAUAGUGACAACUUCCAUUUUUAUAAAGGUACAGGAAAUAUGGUAUGGUUUAUGGAACAAAUAUGAGGAAAUAUUUGUGAAAGUCUGAGUUUGGCAACUCCACCCGUGUCCUGACGAGGAGCGGUUUUGGCUGGGUUGAAACACCCGAGAAUUGAGACAUCUUAAAAACAAAAAGGUUAAGUUAAGGUUAAUAAGGGUAAGUCCUCCAUAGUAGAGGUAAGUCCCAGGUAAUUGUAGGGGUAAGUCCUCCAUAGUAGAGGUAAGUCCCCCGGGGUAAGUCCUCCAUAGUAGAGGUAAGUCCCCUGGGGUAAGUCCUCCACAGUAGAGGUAAGUCCCAAAAGGAGUUGAAGUCUCCUAGGUAUGACUGGUGAACGAUUGUAUUAUUGAACCAUUUCACACUAUUUAGGUGAUAUGACAAAAUAAUCCAAUGUUCACAUGACUUGUUGGUUUUGGUGUCAGACAAUUGAGCUAGUUUGAUUGUCCAAAGGCUGAGAACCAGGGUAUAGCGAGCCAUAGAUCUCAGCUGGCCAAAAUCAUAGGGAAACUUGAUUUUGGUGUCAAAUAGGAAUAUUACUUUCCUGUUUAAGGGUUGAGAACCAGGGACAUAGUGUCCCAUAAAUCUCAACUGGCCACAAUCAAGGUUUUAAAAAAAAAAAAAAAAAUGAAAUGAAAAAUUGACUCAUCCAAAUUAAGGGUAAUGCAUGAAUGACCAAUGUGUAUGAAUGCUAAAUAGAAGCAAUUGAAGCAGCAGCACUGCCUGAAACCUGACGGUGUUAACAUAAAGCAGUGGACUGUUGAAGUAAAUUGUGGAUAUUUAGAUCGAGGGAUUUCUGUGUGGCAAUUUAGAAGUAUUGAGUGUGUGGCAGUUUUGGAUAAAUAUUUCUGGCAAAAUUAAUAAGCAUAUUCUGGCAAUCUCAUAAAGACCAGUGUUACUAGUUAAGGAAAUGGACGGAGAAUUUGAUAGAGAAAUAGAUGACGGGGGUUGGGGAAUUAAAGGACCAUAUAAGCCAGUUGGGGAGCAGUUAGAAGUAAUGGAAAAAGCAGUGAAAGCGGCCUAUGGGACAGGGAAGGAGGCAGAGGAUAUGAUGAUACAAAUGAGGAAAGAUGUUAAUCAGAUACUGACCGAUCAGGGGGAAAUUGCUAAAUGCACAGAUCCACUGUUGGCAGCAUUUUGGAGACAGGAAAAGAGAGCAGGUCAGGAUCAGGAAGAAGCACAGAAAGAUGUGAAAACAGGCAGUUGGCUAAAAAAGGGAGAAGCCAAGGAUAGGAGAGAUAAAGCAAGUCAAGAUAGGAAGAAGUGGGCACUAUGGGCGCUAUUUUGGCAGGGAGUGAGGCAUCUAAUGGUUGAUAAUACAGGUCAUACACAACCACAUAAACCUCCAUCGUACUCACCACCUCAGCCCACUACAGGGUUGUACUCAGUGUUUGAUGUUAAGGAAGGAGCAGUGGAAGUUACAGGGCUUGGCAGAUGUGUCCCCUCAGCCCCGUUUGCGGGUCAGGACCAAACCCACAGGGGGAAGAUUAGGCAACCAACUGAUGAGUGGCAAUUACAGAGACUCAUGGCUUUAACUGCAGGGCCCCCCACUCCUGACCUUUUCCCCAUUCCUGAUUGGAUCCCAGUCCCUCCACACACACAACCACAAUCCUAUGCCCAACCCCCACCCUAUAGGCGGGGUCCUCCCCAAUGGCAACAAAAUAGUGGGAGGGGAUAUGGGAGAGGAGGAGGGAGACCAGGGAGGGGGCGGGGCGGCCCGCCCCGAGGGGGAACUCCAGGGGCCUGCUUUGCCUGUGGUCAGAUGGGACACUGGUCUAGGGAGUGUCCGCUAAAUGGGGGUCAGUCACCAAGGGGGAAGGGGUUACCAGCAAAGGGGUCCAUACCAGCCACCGCAGGGACCACCGACAGGUCCACCCCAAGCGCAACUGCAGAUGGCUGAAUGGAACUGGACUGGCUGGGAACCAGGCCAGCAGUUGCCACAAUGACACUCCCCAGCAGAGCAACAGGACCCAGGGACCACGGCAGAUCCCAUGGUGUCCAUGAGAGUAGAAGGAACUGUUCAGCCCUUCUUAGUUGACACAGGAGCUACUUGCUCAACAAUCAGACAUUGUCCAUCACAACACAUUUCACCAAGUCACAUUACGGUGAUGGGUUUCUCUGGGGAAAAGCAAAAACUGCCAAUAACAAAACCACUGCAUACAGCUAUAGGGAACCAAUGCGUCCUCCAUCCAUAUGUUGUUUCUCCCACGGUUCCUAUGAACCUCCUUGGCAGAGAUCUCCUCAUAAAACUGGGCGUGUCUAUCCUGUGUUGUGCUGAUGGAAUAUUACUGACUUUCCCUGACGGCCGUCAAAUGACCUGUUCUGAAGGAAACCAGGGCCACGGACAAUACAUCCUUUCCCCCACCUCUGACUCCUACGCUGACAUUUACUGGGCUAUGUUGUC
This is a messenger RNA of Perca fluviatilis (European perch), 3160 nucleotides long. RefSeq names its product protein tfg-1-like. Gene Ontology annotation, molecular function: nucleic acid binding; zinc ion binding. The coding region runs from base 1667 to 2656 and encodes 329 amino acids. Lineage: Eukaryota; Metazoa; Chordata; Actinopteri; Perciformes; Percidae. The transcript is spliced from 2 exons. The record is from RefSeq and is a predicted model, not a curated record.